This is a messenger RNA of Globicephala melas (long-finned pilot whale), 3300 nucleotides long. RefSeq names its product HUWE1 associated protein modifying stress responses (gene HAPSTR1). The record is from RefSeq and is a predicted model, not a curated record. NCBI's taxonomy places the organism in Eukaryota, Metazoa, Chordata, Mammalia, Artiodactyla, Delphinidae.
GACGCGGCCGCGGCGGCUGCGAGGCCGCGGGAGGCCGCGGAGGAUGGAGGAGCGGAAGGAGGAGGGCGAGGCCGAGAUCCAGGAGCACGGGCCCGAGCACUGGUUCUCCAAGUGGGAGCGGCAGUGCCUGGCCGAGGCCGAGCAGGACGAGCAGUUGCCCCCUGAGCUGCAGGAGGAGGCGGCGGCCGCCGCGCAGCCCGAGCACAAGCAGCAGAAGCUGUGGCACCUCUUCCAGAACUCGGCCACCGCCGUGGCCCAGCUCUACAAAGACCGAGUGUGUCAGCAGCCAGGACUUUCUCUUUGGGUUCCCUUCCAAAAUGCAGCCACUGCCGUCACCAACCUUUACAAAGAAAGCGUGGAUACCCAUCAGCGAAGUUUUGAUAUUGGAAUUCAGAUUGGCUAUCAGCGACGCAAUAAGGAUGUGUUGGCUUGGGUUAAAAAGCGCAGAAGAACUAUUCGUAGAGAAGAUUUGAUCAGCUUCCUGUGUGGAAAAGUUCCUCCACCGCGAAACUCUAGAGCUCCCCCAAGACUGACUGUAGUGUCCCCUAACCGAGCUACUUCAACGGAAACUAGCUCAUCUGUAGAGACUGAUUUGCAACCCUUCCGGGAAGCCAUAGCUCUGCAUGGUCUUAGUGGUGCAAUGGCUAGUAUAAGCGUGCGUUCGAGUACCCCAGGCUCUCCUACACAUGUAAGCAGUGGAUCGAAUGCUAGUCGAAGGAGAAAUGGACUCCAUGAUGUCGAUUUGAACACUUUCAUAUCAGAAGAAAUGGCACUCCACUUGGACAAUGGUGGAACUAGAAAGCGUACCUCAGCCCAGUGUGGCGAUGUCAUUACAGACUCACCAACCCAUAAACGCAACAGAAUGAUCUAAACUGCAAACAUUUUCACACCCACCAUGCUGCUUGAAAGCCACUUGAUCCUCAACAUAUACUAUUAUUGCAAAGGAAACAUGAGGCCAUCUUCCCUUGUUCACUGUUUAAGACAAGUGAAUUCUAUAGUGGUUGCCAUAAAAGGAAGUUCUAGGUAUUUACAGUAGAUGCCUCUUGUAACUAUGGCUUUCUUAAAACUAUAGUCCUAGCAGAGGACAUCAGAUAUCGUGUAGUCGUUAGCAAGAUCAUCAUAGGCAAACAUAUAUCCGUUUCAAGGCUAAAAGUGACCUUAACUGUAUUUAUUCUCAAAGGGAAAGGAAGUAUCAGAUGUUUAUUUGGUUAUAGAACGCUUUUUUGGGGGGGGGGCUCCAUUUCCUGUGUGUUGAGUAUUUUGCUUCAACAGUAUUGCCAGGUUCCUAAAAUUGUCUAAAACACGUGAUUUGGCUUCCUCGUCAAAUCGCCAGGCUUCCAUUUUUGCAGCAGCACUGUACCAUGCACCUGGUUUCUCUCUAGUAACAGUGUGCAACUUCUGAUUAUUGAACUGUGCCCUAUUUUUAGUUUUCAAAGCAGUUUCUAAUUCUGGUGAUUGUGUGAUGUAAAGAGGUGCUAUGAUGGUCAUGCAAUUAAUACUUAAUAUCAAAUCAAUACACAACUUUAUUGGAUUCACUUUGUGUGUGUUAGUGCUCUAAAAGUAGCAAUAUUAUUAAAUUGCCCCCAGAUUAACCUUGUAGGAUUGAAAUACUCAUUUUUAAGACAAGUACUACUUCCCAUGCAGGGUACUGUCCUUAUGGUAAAUGUAAACAUGUAGACUGCAUUCAUGGUGACCUAAAGUAGAGAGGUCAUGAACUUCAUGGGCUUCCUUUUUGGUUCAGUAUUAGUGAGAGCGAGAUGGAUGGUGGGAGGGUAGGUAUUCUAGUCUGUUAUAUUCUGUUUAACAUUUUUCAUGAAUGUUCUACUUUGUGCAGUUUCCAUUGGAAUGAGUGGAAGAUAAAGGUCUUUUAUCUGCUAAUAAUGUGAUCACACCUUAAAUAGCAAAACCCAACUCUCCAAUCCCUCUCCUAUAAAGUGCAGUUUGGAAUCUCAUUCUGGAAAAGAUGGAAUCGCAUGGAGGUUCUCUAGAUGUUAGGUAGACUUAAAUAAAAGUUCUCAAUAGAUUCCUCUUUUGAGUAAACAUAAGACCUCUUGUACCUACAAUGUUUUAGAGCAUGUUUCAUCUUCAUUUUUAAUAUCUUGAACUGAAUGGUAGUCUUUUUUUAGAUGAAGAACUGAUGUCAGCCUGCCAGGUACUGUAAUUUAUUCUAUCAUAUUAUUAUAAAUGUAUCAAGUAGGACAGUGAAAAUGUUUCCUUGCAAACUUGUAGCUCAGUAUCAGUUACUUUGUUUUUAUCCUUAAAAGACCAUUACAAAUCAGUGUAAGGGUUUUUCCAGUAAUUACUCACAGCACUUUGUUAAAGUUUGCAAUUUCUUCAGCCAUUUAAUAAUCUUUCUGUGAAGAAACUUUGCUAAGUUAACCAUAAUAUUCAUUGGGUGGGAUGUGAAUGUAGUGUGUGAACUGAAGAAGUUCUGUAUUCACUAUAGAUACAGCCCUUAUUUAAAAAAAAGUCAAUUCCAUACUAAACCUAGGAAUGAAAGUGAGGCAUUUCUAAAUUUUUGCAAAAGUGGAUCAUUUUUUUUGUUUGAAUAUGAUAGGAAGAAUUAUAGCAAUGUAUCAUUUUACCGGAAACGGGUGAGCCUAUGUAUUAUGAAUACUUUCAGGCUUCCCUUUGGAAUAUAUCAAGAAAUGAAUCUGGAGUUAUCUUUGUUUUUCUAUCGUAAAUUUAGAUUCUGGAAUUGGGUUUGGUGGUGUGAAGCAUUGCUCACAAGCAGCCAGAACUCCUCUUCCUAAAGGAUUUUGAGGCUGAGGAACACAUAUUUAAUCUCCCCUUUAUGCCUUGGUUCUAGUUCCUCUUUCCAAGUUAGUAACAACAAAAAAAUUUUUUUUGGUGGUUUUUGUUUUAGUUGGUGCUCUGAAGCUUAAUCUCAAUACCCUUUACUCUCGAUUGUCAAAUUUUGAUAAAACAUGUGCCAUUUUCUUUGGUAAGAGAAAGCAGGUCUUCAUGUCUGCCAGAACACAAUUUAUAUAUCUUAUUGGCUCCAUUAAACUUUUUGAAAACUUUAGCAUUUGUUACUUUUUUCCAUUGCAUUUAAUUCUAAAUGCUCUGUCACCCAGCAGUAACUCUUCCCCCCAUCUCCGUCCCGUUGCUCUCCUGUGCCACCCGAGCACAGAAUAAACCAAGACCUAGGAGUAGAAAGGGAAAUGAUUUCUCUUAGGAAAACUUAGUUCUGACUGCUAGAUUUUUGCAGCCUUUCUUUGUGCCAUUUUAGAUGCAAAACAAAUCAUGGAAGAUUGCAUAUUUGUGUGAUACUUUUUAAUGUUGGGUUUUUUUUUUUUU